This is a messenger RNA of Chironomus riparius, 1167 nucleotides long. Lineage: Eukaryota; Metazoa; Arthropoda; Insecta; Diptera; Chironomidae. The record is from the annotation of a GenBank genome assembly.
UUUCAUUUCAUUUCAGUCAAGUUUCCAAAAAAAAAUAUUUUUACUUUUAAGAAAAUUUCUAUUUUAAUUAAAAAACAAUCCAUCACAAUACACAGAAAUGUCACAGAAAGGAAUCGAUAAGUUACUUGAUAAGAUCAAACAGAAUAUGAGCGAAAGAAAGUUUUAUGAGUCGCAUCAGCUUUGGCGAACUAUAUACUUUAGAUUACUAAAGCAAGAGCGUUAUAUUGAAUUAGCUGAAAUAUUGCUUGAUGGAGCAACAAAAUUGAGUGACGAAAAGCAAUUUCAGUCUGGAAGUGAUCUAGCAUUAUUACUGGUCGAAGUCCUAUCAAAACAUAAAUUUGAUGAUCCAAAUGAGUUUGACAAGUGGAUUUGUCAUGUUGCUGGAAUAAUCGAGAAAAUUGAUCAGAACAUUGUCGAACGAGAAACGCUGAUUGUAAGAACAAUCAAAUGGAGUUCAGCGGAAACAAAUUUAAAGAAUCCAACAUUACAUACACUCUUAGCCCGCAUUAUGUUAAAGGAAGAGAAUUAUGAGCAGGCACGAUAUCACUCAUUACUAUCAAAAAAUGGAUAUUUGUGUGCUAAAAUCUUAAUCCAGCAUAGUACGAAAGCAUACAAUAGUGAAAUUGAUAUGAUUAUCGUUCAAGUAGUGCUGAAUUUAUUAAUAUUGAAAGAUAAGAGUACAGCCGCUGAGACUUUUGAGUUCUAUACGAAAUUUCAUCCUAAAAUUAGAACAUCUCAACCACCUUACCGAACACCGCUCCUUAAUUUCGCUUAUUUCUUAUUAAACAUAAUUGAUGACAAGAAAUUACAAGCAUUUACGACUUUAUGUGAUUUAUAUCGUACAGCACUUACGCGUGAUUCUGAGUACGAAAAGAAAUUGGAGAAAAUUGGAACAUUUUAUUUUAAUGCUCCAGUUAAGAAGCAAGACAUGCGAUCAGGUGGAUUAUUUGGGGAUUUAUUUAAUCAGCUGUUUCAAGAAUUGGAAAAUGAUAGUGAUAGUGAUAGUAAUAUGCAAUUUUCAACAUCAUCCAUACUGUCAUCUAAUGUUGACCUUGACUAAAAGAAAGAGUUUUUAAUUAUUUUAUUAUUAUUAUUUAGGAUUUAUGAGGAAUUUGGUCAUAAGUCGUGCGAAAAAUCAGAUUGGAAUUGUGUUAAUUUGUUGCUAUU